This is a messenger RNA of Mytilus trossulus (common blue mussel), 6590 nucleotides long. RefSeq lists its product as uncharacterized. The record is from RefSeq and is a predicted model, not a curated record. Gene Ontology annotation, cellular component: nucleus. Lineage: Eukaryota; Metazoa; Mollusca; Bivalvia; Mytilida; Mytilidae. The transcript is spliced from 2 exons. The coding region runs from base 191 to 5485 and encodes 1764 amino acids. Gene Ontology annotation, molecular function: DNA-binding transcription factor activity, RNA polymerase II-specific; RNA polymerase II cis-regulatory region sequence-specific DNA binding. Gene Ontology annotation, biological process: regulation of transcription by RNA polymerase II.
GUAACUCUGAAGGAAAAAGAAGGGGAAUUUUUUUUUCUGUUGCAGACAGCUGAUAAGCAGUACACACAGACAAGACAAAGAACAUUCAAGCAAAAAAAUAGCACUGAACUGCACAUACAUAGACACAAUGAAGAUGUGAGAGAGUCUAUUUCUAGUGAUAUGUACAAAGAAAGAUCUUGUGUAUGACAAGAUGGAGAUGAACAGUCGGGACAAUUCUGAUACAGGUCAAAGUUCAACCAAUUCUAAGUUUCCUGACUCUAGUAAAUUGAUAAAUGUUAACAAAACUCUGAGGGUUUCUCUGGUUAAACUGAAACUUGACAACCUUCCUGUCAGAGUAAAAUCAUCCACCAUUGUCCCAGAAAGAAAACAAAAUGAUUCAAGCACAACUGUUAGCCAAGAGUCUAAAGAUACUUGUUCAAAGAUCCGAAGAAAGGCUUAUUCGUGUAACAGAACAUUUAAAUAUAGGGCAGCAAAAAAGCAGAGCAUAGCAAAAGCUGAUAAGAAAACAGAAAAUUGUCAGGAUGCCAACUUGGAAGUCAAUGAAGAAAGAAAGUUAGAUGUUGAGCACACAGUAUGUCAAACUGAUCAUCCGUGUAAUGACACAGAAAACUCCGUAGCCAUAGAAAACACUUCACAUGAGGUUGUUGCCAAAGAUAGACCUGUAGAUGAAACUGCAGCUGACAGUAAGGAAGAAAACACUUUAAAUGUCACUAAUAAAGCUUACAUUGAAAUAGAAAACACUACAAAUAAAAUUUAUAAUGCAGACAUUGCCAAAGAAAAAAUCAUACCUGAAACUUAUUCAACUGAUAUUGCAAAAGAAAACACUACACACAAAACCAAUAUAACUGACACUGCCAUAGAAAACACAACACAUGAAACUAAUACAACUGACAUUGCCAAAGAAAACACUACACAUGAAACUGAACCAGCUGAUAGUGCAAAAGAAAACACUACACACGAAACUAAUACAACUGACAUUGCCAUAGAAAACACUACACAUGAAAAUAAUAAAGCUGACAUUGCCAAAGAAAACACUGCACAUGAAACUGAACCAGCUGAUAGUGCAAAAGAAAACACUACACACAAAACUAAUACAACUGACAUUGCCAUAGAAAACAUUACACAUGAAAAUAAUAAAGCUGACAUUGCCAAAGAAAACACUACACAUGAAACUGAACCAGCUGAUAGUGCAAAAGAAAACACUACACACGAAACUAAUACAACUGACAUUGCCAUAGAAAACACUACACAUGAAAAUAAUACAACUGACAUUGCCAAGGAAAACACUACACAUGAAACUGAACCAGCUGAUAGUGCAAAAGAAAACACUACACACGAAACUAAUACAACUGACAUUGCCAUAGAAAACACUACACAUGAAAAUAAUACAACUGACAUUGCCAAGGAAAACACUACACAUGAAACUGAACCAGCUGAUAGUGCAAAAGAAAACACUACACACGAAACUAAUACAACUGACAUUGCCAAAGAAAACACUACACAUGAAAAUAAUAAAGCUGACAUUGCCAAAGAAAACACUACACAUGAAACUGAACCAGCUGAUAGUGCAAAAGAAAACACUACACACGAAACUAAUACAACUGACAUUGCCAUAGAAAACACUACACAUGAAACUAAUACAACUGACAUUGCCAAAGAAAACACUACACAUGAAACUAAUACAGCUGACAUUGCCAAAGAAAAAACUACACAUGAAACUAAUAGAGCAGAAAUUGCAGAAGAAGACACUACACAUAAAAUUUAUACAGCUGAAAUUACCAAAGAAUACACUACACAUGAAACUAUUAAAGCUUACAUGGCAAUAGAAAACACUAAAUAUGAUAUUUAUUCAAAAGAAAGUGCCAAAGAAAACACUACACACAAAAUGUGUGCUGAUGACAUUGCAAAUGAAAACACUACACAUGAAACUAAACCAGCCUUCAGUGUUGGAGAAAACAUUAUACUUGAAAUUAAUAAAGCUGACUGUGCCAUGGAAAACACUACAGAAGAAACUAAUAAAGUAAACAAUGCCCAAGAAAAGGUUUCACAUAACACUUAUGUAACUGACAAUGCCAAAGAAAGCACUUUUCAUGAAACUAAUUCAGCUAAAAGUAUCACAGGAAACACUUCAAGUGAAACUUAUACAGCAGACAACAUCAAUAAAAACACUACACAUGAAAUUAACGAAGCUGACUGUGCCAAUGAAAAUACUACAAAUGAAACUAAAUUAGCUAAUAUUGGAAUAGAAAACACUACACAUGAAACUAAUACAACUGCCACCACCAUAGAGAAUAACGAUCUGAAAUUAGGCAUUGAUAUAAAUGGGUUAAAAAAAAGAAAGAUGAGAAAAUCUAGAUGGGAUAUGGUUAUGCCUCUGUUUAAUGCAGAGAAUAUAAACAAAGAAGGAAAUGAAGACAACAGUGAUAUUGCAACCAGUGGAAACCCAGAUAAUAAUAUACUUAAGUAUACUGCAAAAAGUGACUUACAAAUACAGGAUAACUCCACUGACAAUAUCCAUGAGCCAAAGAAAAUGAGGAUAUCAAGAUGGGAUACAGUAGUGCCUCUUGAGCCUCAAAAGAAUUGCAUUGAACUAAAUGUAGCACUAAGCUCAAGCAAAUUUUCAACCCAAUCAUUUAAAAAUGGCAAAAUCAGGAAGUCAAGAUGGGACACAGUUGAAACAGCAUCUUGUCUGAAUAUUAACAACAAUAAGGAUAGAACAGCAAGCUUUUACCUAUCUGACAUAAACAUGGACAGCAAUAAUGACACACAGCAACAGCUAAACACAUCUGACAGACAAUCAAACACUAAAACCAGCUCACUUGAUUCUAAAACAACUAGCCAUGAUGGAAACCAGCAAAAAUCAAGUUCAGAGAACGUUGCUUUAUCUGAUUUUUACAGAAGCCUAUUUGAUAGAGAUGGAAAAAUUAGAAAUGAUAAAACAUUACACGAAGUUGAAAAGAAAAGAAAGCAGCAUUCCUUUGAAGGUUCACAUGUACCUGACAAGAUUUCUAAUCACAAAGAAAGAAAGUUGGACACUCAUGACAAGAAAAGUAAAUUGAACACUCAAAAUAGCUCACGUCAUACUGGUAAAAGUAAAAACCAUUACCACAAAAAGGAUACUACUCGUCAGAAUAUUAAUGAUGUAAAAGUCAUGAACAUCAAAAAAGAAAAAAGAUUUUCAACAAACCAGGACAAGAUUAAUGGCACACACAGAGAUAAAUCUAACGUUAAAGUUAGUCACAGAAUGAGCGGUACUAUUAUCCCAAUGAAGUGCAACGUCUGUUCCAAAAUAAUUAAAAAUAUUGACAAGUUAAAAAUGCAUAUAGCUGAACAUAUUGGACAGAACCUGAAAACAUGUGAAUCUGCUAAGAAAUCAGUGUCACCUGAAAAAACAAAGGAACCAACCAAGGCAAAGGUCAUAUUUAAAUGUGAGAUUUGUGAGAAACAGUUUAAAAAACGUGGAAAUGUGAUGAUGACAUCCAAAAAGACAUCGAAAAGUGGUCUAAAAUAUAAAUGUUUGUCCUGUCACAAUUCUGGGAAAAAACGUAAUGAUGGUUCAACAGUGCUAUCUGUAAACGCCAAGAGAAAAUCAUUAAUACCAGUUGAUAAAGAAAAAACUGUAGUAAACAAAAAUGUACCAAAAGUAUCAAUUGAUGCAAGUAAAGAAAAUUCAACCAUAAUAGGAUGUCAGGCGGAAGAUCAAAUAUCUAGCCAUUCAGAUAAAAUCGCCAGUUUUAAAAAUUCAAUAAAACCUGUCAAAGACAAUGACCAUGAUCUUCCCUUCCAAACAACAACUGUUAUUAAAGUUAAUGGACCAAAUUUUCCCAGUGAAACUAUACCUGCCUACAAUAAUGGAUUAGAACUUCCCUGUGAAAUAACACUUGUCCCAGAUAAAAAAGAACAAGUCUUACACACUUGCGAACUAUGUGGGAAAACCUUUAAAAUGAAAUCAAAACUAAAUUUGCAUGAAAAAGUUCACACUGGAGAAUUAGAAUAUUUUUGUAAGAUUUGUGGAAAAUAUUUUCCUUUUUAUGAUGAAUUAGUAGUUCAUGAAGUAGUUCAUACUAACAUAUAUCCUUUUGAAUGUGGAAUAUGUGGUAAAAAGUUUAAAACUCCAGAAAGUGUUUCUCGCCAUGUAUGGACACACACUGCACGUAGGCCUUUUAAAUGCUCAUAUUGUGAUAAAUCUUUUGCUACAUUUACUAAUAGGAAAAACCAUGAGAUGAUCCACACAGGAGAUCAACCUCACAAAUGUCAUAUAUGUGACAAGUCAUUCAGACAAAGGUCUGCAUUAGUUCGUCAUACUAGGUGGCAUAAAAAUGAAUUUCAAUACAAAUGUGAUCUAUGUCAACGCGGGUUCUUUUCCACGAGUGAACUUGAAGUUCACAUGAUAAGAACUCAUCAUCCUGAGAGAAAAAAAUUCACAUGUGAAACUUGUGGAAAAAAAUUCACCCAUAAUAAAGAAUUAGAGAUUCAUUCAGUAACACAUACUAAAAUAAAAGCAUUCAAAUGUCUGUUGUGUGAUAAGAAGUAUGCUUGUGCUUAUAAAUUAAAACUUCAUAUGGAGGUUAUUCAUAGAGGAAUAAAAAAAUUCACUUGUGAUGUCUGUGGAAAAAAGUUUGGUAGAAAAUGGGAAAUGGACGAACAUUAUAAAUCUCAUACGAAAGAAAAACCGUAUACAUGUAGCCUUUGUGGACAGGUCUUCUCUAGAAAAUACACUUGGAAAUUCCAUAUGGAAAUUCAUGAUGACAAAGUGCACACAUGCGAUUUAUGUGGUAAAGAGUUUCAGACAAGUAGGAAUCUGUAUCACCAUAAAAGAAUGCAUAAGAAACGAAACUUACCAAAAGAAUAUAAGUAUUCUUGUUCAAUUUGCAACAAAAGAUUUAUAAGUUUACAAGGUAAAAAGUCACAUAUUAUGAUUCACACGGGAGUUAAGCCGUAUGCUUGUAACCUUUGUGAUAAUCGUUAUACAAACAGCAAAAGUUUAAAGGAUCACAAAAUCUCCGCACAUACUAAUCUACGACCAAAUAAAUGUGAUAUAUGUGGGAAAACUUUCGUGAGGAGACAAACAUUAAAAACGCAUAAGAAGACACAUAUAGGAGCAAAGCCAUUUGAAUGUAAACAGUGUGGCAUAAGAUAUACCGAAAGAGGUAGUUUAAGGCGGCAUAAUAAAAAACCAUGUAAAAAAAUAAAACAAAAAGGAUCAAAUGAGACCAAAAAUUCUGAGGCCGAUAAAGGAAAUAUAUCUACCAAUAAAGGACAAAUUUCUGCAAAUAUCAGAGAAACACCAAUAGUUCUAACAGAGACAUCAAAUAAUUUGAGUGAGACACAAAAAGAAGUUGCUGAGAUACCAGAAAAUAUCACUGAGACUCAAAAAGAUAGUAAUGCCAACGAGACACAAAAAGAUAUAAGUGAGACAACAGGAAAUAUCAGCGAGAAACUAAAUGAUAUGAGUGAGACACAAAUAGAUACAUGCGAGACUUAAAACGGAUGUAUGUGAGACUGAUCUUGACAGUAUUUCUGAGACAUGACUAAGUAAAACAACAAUAAAAUGUGUUUGACACUAAUUGAUAUAUAAGUCUGAUUCCUCUUACCCCGAUGGGGGUUUGUGUUGCUCUUCCACUUACCGUGAUUGGCUGUGUGUUGCUCUAUCAUUAUUUUUUAUGUGAUUUUUGUGAACUUUAUUGUCUUUUCACUCCUCGUUGGCAUUUGUCAGGUUUUUUAACUGAAGUAAAUGAUUAAUUAGCUAUGACAAUGUAUGAAGGGAGAUUAUGUUUUUUUUUACAAAAUUAGGAAACAACCAUUUAACUUUAAAGGGGGGAAAGGGGGUUAUUUUUUUUUCCACAAAAAAAAUUCUGAUCCCCACUUUAAUAAAAAAAAAAUAUUGUGGUCAAGCAGAUUUUUUCUUAGAAGUUAUGCCCCUUUGAACUUUAGAUUUGAAAUAAACUGCUGCAACAGUUGUCAUUGCAACUUCUCUUAUUAAAACCACACUUAUAACAGAAUUUUAUGAAACUUUGUAGAUUAUAAGGACAUACUAAGUUGAUGCGCAUAUGGAAAUUAUGAUUCUUUAUUUUUUCUAGAUUUAUGCCCCUAUGAAGUUUCAAACUAAUUAAUCAACAGUUUGUCAUGGCAACUCCUCUAAACACAACAGAAUUUCAUUAAUUUUAAUGCUUAUUGACAGAAAAUUUAUUGUUUAUUUAAGAGUUGUGCCUCUUUGGACUUAUAUUUAAAUAUACUACUGCAACAGUUUGUCAUUGUAAAAUCUCUGAAACCAAACUAUAGUAUCUCAUGAAACUUCGUGGUUAAUGAGGACAUAAUGUGAAGAUGUGCAGAAUCACAAGAUUUGUUUUUAAUUGACUUGUGUAGGAGUUAUGAGUCUUUAAACUUAGGUAUCUGGUGAGAUUUUGUAUGUCCAGUGACAAUAUGGGGGUAUGCCAGUCUGCUCAUUAAAGGAACUUUAAAAUUCAUAUGUAUAAUGAACAGGACAAGAAAUUGAGAAAUUUUAACAUUACCUUUGGUAUCUUCCAGUAAAGUGAUGAUGUAAUUUUUGGUUUCAAAAUAUUUAUUAGGUACAAGAGUUAAUAGGAUAU